This is a messenger RNA of Racocetra persica, 431 nucleotides long. The record is from the annotation of a GenBank genome assembly. Lineage: Eukaryota; Fungi; Glomeromycota; Glomeromycetes; Diversisporales; Gigasporaceae.
CACUUGGUAGCGCAGUACAUGAUUCAGGGCUACUACAUGUUAUCGCCAAAACUAUUCAGUCGAUGACUAGUAAUUUGGAUGUAUGGGAAGUGUUUGUAGUAUUUGCUUUGUUGAUUUUGAUUGUGGCCACAUUUAUUAGCCAUACUGUUGGAGCAUUGAUUAUUUUGCCUAUUGUCGCUGAGAUUGGAGAUGAUUUGGGUGGUUCACAUCGAAAUUUACUCGUCAUGGGGUCGGCAUUAAUGUGUUCUGUAGCUAUGGGAUUACCAAUAUCUGGUUUUCCGAAUAUGAACGCGAUAAUGAUGGAAGAUGAAAUGGGAUUACGAUAUCUUAGUAUAAUGGAUUUUGUAAAAUCUGGUAUACCUGGAUCUGUUCUAGGAAUGGUGACUAUAGUUACGGUUGGUUUUGGAUUAAUGUUACUUGUCGGUUUUUAA